UGUAUAGUUGCUGGUGGAUUCUGCUGAGCUUGGUGCACUCAUUUUUGGCUAUAGGCAUAUAUGUUGUCAGAUUAGUUGUGUGCUAAGGAUGGGAGAAGAUGGGAGUAGCUAUGAACAAAGAAGGAGGGCUCAAUGGCCAUACUUCCAUUAAUGAAAGAUAUCUGAGUAUAUUCCGAUCUACAAUUUUCUUGAGAAGAUAAGGAACCUCCUUAGAUUACUUCUCGAAGCAAUUGAAAGUAUUGCUUCAAAUUCUUUUCUUGCAAUGAAAACCCCAAAAAACAAAGAAUUCUUUUCUUGCAUGUUACUUAACCUUUCUUUAUUCCAAAGGUUCUUCAAAAUAAUUCUAUAUCCUCAAAACUUAUGUUUAUGAUGCAUCCCACAUGCUUAUGAUCUUCAUUCCUUCAACAUUCCAAUGGCCAUUGUCUCUUUCUCCACCUUGUUAAAUGGAACUAGCCUAUUCGUCUCAAAUUCACCUCCAAAACUCAUCCCACAAGCAAGGAAUUCCUACAGUACUCCUACUACUAAUCAUAAAAAUAUACGUACAAGAAUUUGUUGUGUUGCAAAAUGUCAUCCACAAUUCAUGCACCAACCUUUGAUUGAAACUAGCUUCUCUUCAAGGCAUAGAGGCUUAUUGCCACUAGUGCCAUCCAAUGCUAAGACAUCAUCAGGAUCGGGAGAGGAAGACAACCCAGCUGUAGAAACAGUUCUCAAGCUUUACAGAGCAAUCAAGAACAAAAAUAUCAGGGACUUGUCUGAUAUAAUUGGUGAUGAAUGCCGAUGUGUUUGCAAUUUCUUCUCCUUCUUCCAACCCUUCCAAGGGAAACAGCAAGUGUUGGAUUUCUUCAAACUUCUGAUCAAAUUCUUGGGAAACAAUUUUGAAUUUGUCGUGCAACCUACCUUCCAUGAUGGACUGAAUGUUGGUGUAGCUUGGAGACUAAACUGGAGCAAGACACAUGUGCCUCUCGGAAAGGGUUUCAGCUUCUACAUUCUCCAAGUAUACCAAGGGAGGAUCAUCAUAAGGAAUGUGGAGAUGUUCAUGGAACCACUUCUUCAUGUUGAGCCUUUUAGACUGAAAAUGAUGGGAUUCGCCAUGAGCAUUGUGGAAAAGAUGAGCUCCUGUAAGUUGUCCAGAGACAAGGUGAAGAAAGCUGUGCUUGUUCUGGUUUUGCUUGCUGUCAUCUUGAUCUUCUUAAUGCCAGGGAUGUAUUAGGCAGCAUAAACCAUGUAAGAUGCAAUCAAGCAUCUCCUGUUUCAGUUAGUACUGUACCAUGUGGUAGUGUGCCCGAAGAUGCUCAAAAGUUCCGUAUGAGAUUUGACUAGAUUAAUUCUAAAAUAAUUAAAAAUAAAAUAAAAUUACAGCA
Messenger RNA from Populus euphratica (Euphrates poplar), 1361 nucleotides. RefSeq lists its product as uncharacterized. The record is from RefSeq and is a predicted model, not a curated record. NCBI's taxonomy places the organism in Eukaryota, Viridiplantae, Streptophyta, Magnoliopsida, Malpighiales, Salicaceae. The coding region runs from base 413 to 1210 and encodes 265 amino acids. The transcript is spliced from 5 exons.